AUGUCCAAUCCAAAGGACAUCUCGGACGACGACGACGACGACGAUAACGACGUUCCUUUGAUGGUGCGACAGAAACUCGUCAAGUUGGCGCAACAGAGAGAUGACUCUUUGUCACCGCCCUCGGACGAGGACUGCCAAGCCGUCGCGAGCGAACAUAACGUUAGCGUUAAUGUUGUGCGGGAGAUUUUCGCUUCUACGCCGCGCAUCUCCGCCUCUGCCGCUCCCGCGGUAGAGGCGGAAGAGAAGGCGGCGCCGAAAAGAGGCAAGCGUCAAUCGGCCAUCGAAGCUUCGGCGUUCAUUCAAAAUAACGUAAACGGAGAGAAAGACGAUGAUGAUGGUGACGACGACGACGACGACGACAAUAGCGACAACGAACGUAAAAAAUCGGGUGCUGAAGCUGCUUCUAAUAACGGCUCAAUAGAUGAUGAAGAUUUCAAACCUGCCGCGUCGGCGGUGAAAAGAGAAGAAACUGGAGACCUUUUUUCGGAGUCUCUCGCGAGCACAUUAAACUCGAAAGGUGGCAUUAAAUCCAUCGACGCGCUACUACAAUACACAGAACUCAUGAAAUCGUGUUCAGACGCUCGCGUGGUGAAGAAUGCGGACAAGAAAAGAGUCGUUUUGUUAUCGCCUCUCCUCCGCACCGAUGUCGGCGCCAAGGAGAAAAAUAUCCUCAACGCGGUAGUAGGUGGAAAGACUGAUGGCGAAGUGUUGGAUAUAUUAGCCGCGUGGCUGAACGAUUCGGCGACUAGACAUUCCUCAGACGUUCUAGUAUCAAUUUUACGAUGCAUGAAGAUGCUUCCUGUCACCACCGCGGCGUUAGAGCGCACCGGCUUGGGCAAAAGUGUGAAAAAAUUAAAGAAAUACGUCUUUGUCCCUCAAGCCGACGACGAAAAUGCGGCGGAAUCGAAAGAAGCGGCAGAGAAAGUACCCAAACUAUCCGACCAGCUCUUCGAACGAUGGAAGCAAAAAGCGUUAGAAGAGUUGGAGCGCUCGGAGAAUGAAAAACGAACCGAGGCGGCGAACAAGAAACGAAAAUUAGAACGCGAGAAGAAAGAGGCUGAAAAGGCGACAAAAAAGGAAAAGAAAAAAGCGAAAGUGCAAUUAAAGGAAGCGGACGAUAUCGAUGAUGUUAUCAAGAAGCAGAAGAAAGACGUGACGCAGAAAGAAACCAAGACCACGACUACGACAGUAACGCGAACGGUCGUUUCGAGACCGGCGAUCAUAGCGCCCGCGGGAACUACGACGCCGACGACAACGGAAACUUUGAAGAAAAGAAAAGCUCGCGAACCCGUGGCCUCUGCCGCUACUGAUGCGACGAAACCAAAGCAGACGAAGAUUGGUAGCGUUAGCGCUAGCAUGCUGUACAACUCCGCUUCGAAAGAAUCGAGUAAGAAGAUUGGCGUACCCUCUGCGCUCCUCGCCUUACAAACCAAAAAGGAAAAGAAAGUGAAGAAGGCAUAUUUCGAGACACACUUGCCGUAUUCCGACGAUCCAAACGAAGUCAAGUUUAAGCACAAGAGCGAACGCGACGCAGAGGAUGGAAAAGCGAAACCGAAGAAGAAGAAAUCGUUGACGUGGGCGAGCAGCGACGAACUCGAACAGAGAAAGAUUUACGUUCCCGAUCCGAAUGAUUGGCUCAUCAAGUACGACGAUAAGAGCGCCGGCAUGGACGUGGAUGACGAUUCUGACGCAUCCGUCGAAGCUGCGUUGAAACGCAAAGCUCGAGAAGAAGAGUCUGAACGGAACGCCGCGGCGAAAGCGAGAAAACGGAAGAUGGAGCAGAUGCGAGCGACGACAUCUUGGAAGAUACCGAAAGAUAUACCGCGCGAUCCCGAACUCAACAUCGCUUGCGGCGAGGAUUCGCGAGAGUUGCACAGAAUCGCAGGAAUCGUUGCGAGAAAGAAGGCGGCGGUGUAUAAAGACAGAAAAGAAGUUCCGGAUUCGCCCGCCGAGGCGCCAAAAGAAAAGGCGAACGAAGACGAGAUGCUCGAAAUUCCGAUUCAACUUGCGGUUGAGCCGGCGCAACAGCAACCGCAACACCAACCGGCGCCGCCGCCGCCGCAACCGCAACAAAUGCAGUACCAACAUCCACCACCGCCUCCAGUGCACCAGCAGCAAGGACCGCCAAUAUACACCCAACCUCCACAAGCUGGCAUGCAAUUCCCACCCCCUCCUCCUCCUCCUCAACAACAACAAUCCGCCGCGCCGCAGCUCAAUCAAGCCGCCAUCCAAGCGCUGUUGAACCAAUUCAACAGACCAGCUGGCGGUCCUCCACCAAGCGCGGGAGGAUUCAACAUGCCUCCACCUGGUGGUGCUGCUCCACCACCUCCGACGAUGACAACGAGAGCGCCGGCUGUAUCGCACGCGAGAGCCGGCGUCGUCACCUCGGCGGCCAAGAGUCACCCUCGCGGCGUGUGCGCCUUUUUCAACUCCGCGACGGGAUGUUCCUGGGGAGAUAAGUGCGGCUUUUUGCACCAAGUCGGUCUCACCGCGGAGAAACCAAAGAAAAACCCUGGACCCGGUGGUGCUGCUGCGCCUCACGCUGAUAUUAAUAGUAACAACACCGUUCAUUCCUAA
Bathycoccus prasinos is the source of this 2577-nucleotide messenger RNA. RefSeq lists its product with no specific name. Gene Ontology annotation, molecular function: metal ion binding. The record is from RefSeq and is a predicted model, not a curated record. The transcript has a single exon. The coding region runs from base 1 to 2577 and encodes 858 amino acids. Lineage: Eukaryota; Viridiplantae; Chlorophyta; Mamiellophyceae; Mamiellales; Bathycoccaceae.